UUCGAUUUUUUAGACCAAAGAGAAGAAAAAAACACACAAACACAAUCUCUCUCUCUCUUCUUUCUGUCUCUACUUUCUCUCUCUUCUGAUUCCGAUCCAAGAAAGAAAUCUCAACUCACAGCUGUAGACACCUAUUUCAGGCGCCGACAAAUUGCUUCAGUUUUCAGUUUUUUUCUCAAUCUAAAUCUGUGUCUCUCUUUAUCUCUGAUCCGAGUUUGUUCUGACUCGGCCGAGUUCGAACUGAGUUCAGCAUUUUCUCUUUCUUUGAAGUUUCAGUCCAAGAAUGGUUGUUGUGGCGGAUGUGAUUUUAUGAUAAGACUGUACUGACUCCAUUGGUGGUGGUGGAGGAAGAGGAGAAAAGGCGGUCGCUUUAGGGUUUUUUUUUUGGUUCUCUUCUUUUCUUCUUCUUCUUCGUCGUUUGUGUUUGGGCAUGGAGACCACUCAGAGUUCUAGCAGUUGGAGAGAUGCAUACAAGGGUAUGUCCUCUGACAACAUCAAGGGUUUGGUUCUUGCUCUUUCUUCCAGUUUCUUCAUUGGUGCUAGCUUCAUUGUUAAGAAAAAGGGUUUGAAGAAAGCUGGGGCUUCGGGUGUCAGAGCGGGUGUUGGAGGAUAUUCUUACUUAUACGAGCCACUUUGGUGGGUGGGCAUGAUUACAAUGAUUGUUGGAGAAAUCGCUAACUUUGCGGCUUAUGCAUUUGCACCAGCUAUACUUGUUACUCCUCUUGGUGCCCUUAGCAUAAUUAUUAGUGCUGUACUUGCACAUAUUAUUUUGCGGGAGAAACUUCAUAUAUUUGGAAUUCUCGGUUGUGCUCUAUGUGUUGUGGGUUCUACGACAAUUGUUUUACAUGCUCCUCAAGAACGUGGAAUUGAUUCUGUGACAGAAGUUUGGGAUCUUGCCAUGGAGCCGGCUUUUCUUUUUUAUGCAGCCUUGGUCGUAACAGCUGUAUUUAUACUUAUAUUCCACUUCAUCCCACUUUACGGCCAGACACACAUUAUGGUUUACAUUGGAGUUUGUUCCCUUGUUGGUUCAUUGUCGGUCAUGAGUGUAAAAGCGCUAGGAAUUGCUUUGAAGUUGACAUUGUCAGGAACUAAUCAGCUUAUAUAUCCCCAAACAUGGGCCUUCACUUUAGUUGUGGUUACUUGUGUUCUUACCCAAAUGAAUUAUUUGAACAAGGCGCUUGAUACUUUCAACACAGCUGUUGUUUCUCCCAUAUAUUAUACUAUGUUCACAUCACUAACUAUUUUGGCUAGUAUUAUCAUGUUUAAGGAUUGGGAUAGGCAAAGUCCAACUCAAGUCAUCACAGAAAUGUGCGGGUUUGUGACGAUCCUCUCCGGGACUUUUUUACUUCAUAAAACAAAAGAUAUGGCUGAUGGUUCAACAUCGUCCACACGCAUGCACAAAUACUCAGAAGAGGACGGGUUUGGCGCAGAAGGGAUACCUCUUAGACGGCAGGAAUCCAUGAGAUCACCAUAAAUGUAUCUUUGAAGGUGAGAUUCUACCAUGUCAAGAAUGAAAUUUGCAUACUUGUGUGGGGGAAGAAGAAGUAGAGGGACCACCAUUUCGGUGUUCAUCUGUUAUCGUAUCUCGUCCCACUUAUCCAUCCUCGGCGUAUCUUUAGAGAAGAAGAUGGGUGAGAUUUUUGGUGUUUCUAUCUCCUUUACCUAAUCCGAUUUUCGGCUUCUACAGUUAGCUGGUUUCAGCUGCCAUCUUUGUAUACGGUUUCCCAUCUUCUUCUUUGUUGUUCUUCUACAAUGAUUGAUACUCGCCAAUGUAAUUUUGUGCACAUUGGUUAUACGUAUAUUGUACUGUAGCUGACAACUGCUACUUCAAUGGAUUCUUGUAAGAAAAAUCUGAAACUUUGCCCUAUUUGAGUUAGCAAUUUCAAAAUUUCUUUUUUUGACC
Messenger RNA from Humulus lupulus (European hop), 1903 nucleotides. RefSeq names its product probable magnesium transporter NIPA4. The record is from RefSeq and is a predicted model, not a curated record. Gene Ontology annotation, biological process: magnesium ion transport. The transcript is spliced from 9 exons. Gene Ontology annotation, molecular function: magnesium ion transmembrane transporter activity. Bases 431 to 1474 code for a protein of 347 amino acids. Gene Ontology annotation, cellular component: membrane. Lineage: Eukaryota; Viridiplantae; Streptophyta; Magnoliopsida; Rosales; Cannabaceae.